Scatophagus argus is the source of this 1282-nucleotide messenger RNA. RefSeq names its product heat shock protein, alpha-crystallin-related, 1 (gene hspb1). Lineage: Eukaryota; Metazoa; Chordata; Actinopteri; Scatophagidae. The record is from RefSeq and is a predicted model, not a curated record. Gene Ontology annotation, biological process: protein refolding; response to heat. Gene Ontology annotation, molecular function: protein folding chaperone. Bases 110 to 721 code for a protein of 203 amino acids. The transcript has 3 exons.
AGCUCUGAGCUGAGAGGCAGACAGCACGUUGGGAAAACAUUUUCAGAGAGGCCAAGGGGCUCUUCAUCUGCAUCCAGCAACACUCCUCUGCCACCUAAACACAGCAGUCAUGACCGAGAGACGUAUUCCUUUCACUCUGCUCCGCACCCCGAGCUGGGACCCAUUCCGUGACUGGCAUCAGCACAGCCGCAUCUUCGACCAGGCUUUCGGCAUGCCCGCCCUGCCUGAGGACUUCACCACAUUCCCCAGCACCCACUGGCCGGGGUACAUGCGACCCUCCUUCAUGACACCAGACACGGCCCUCGUGAUGCCCCAUUCCAGUAUGAUGUAUCCGGGUGCCACGAUGGCCCAGCAGGCUCGUGCCCUGUCCCGGCAGAUGAGCAGCGGCAUGUCAGAGAUCAAGCAGACCCAAGAUAACUGGGCGGUAUCCCUUGAUGUCAAGCACUUCUCACCCGAGGAGCUUGUGGUGAAGACCAAAGACGGUGUGGUGGAAAUCACUGGUAAGCAUGAGGAGAGGAAGGACGAGCACGGCUUUGUGUCCAGGACAUUCACCAGGAAAUACACCCUCCCCCCAUCAGCCAACGUUGAGAAGGUGGCGUCCUCCCUGUCUCCGGACGGCGUGCUGACCGUGGAGGCUCCUUUGAUCCCACCGGCCAUCGAGUCCUCAGAGACCACAAUACCUGUCAAAGUGGACGACAAAAGCGGCGUGGUGAAGAAGUAGGAAGAAGAGCAGCGUAGUGUCUCACACACAGGCACGAAUCAGCACUUUAUUUCUACAACAUGUUUCCAUAAAGGUGAGGAAGCGGCUUAGGCAAAGCAGGCUUGUUCACAGGCAGGAGAGAGGGAAGCAAGGGCAAUCCCUUGCUUCCCUCUCUCCCCUCUGUCUCUGGUAAUGAGCCAACCCCAGCUGAGUGCACUGUGUAAACACAUCUGCACCAGUGCCAUAUGCCUGCUCAGUCUGCUGUAAUUACACUCUUCGUCUGAAUAUGGGAAAUCUCGGCUUAGCCUCACUCACAGCUUUCUGUCUGCCUCUCUUACACACACAUGCACCUUUCUCAUUUCUGUUGAUUAAGUGCCCUUCACUAUGUCGCUGCAGUCACACGAAAGACAACAGUAAAGCAAACUGUAAUGGCAGUGAUCUUGUAAAUGAAAGAACGCAGGAGAGUGUGUGCGCUGCUUCUCUGAGUGCUGAACAAAAUGUGGUCUCUCCGGCCUGGUUUUAUCUGCAGUUUUUUGAACAAGCUAUUCAGUCAUGCAAACACAGAAUAAAGAACAAACAACA